Messenger RNA from Drosophila teissieri, 1316 nucleotides. It is a transcript of the gene Gr10a, whose product is annotated as gustatory receptor 10a. The transcript is spliced from 2 exons. Gene Ontology annotation, cellular component: membrane. Gene Ontology annotation, biological process: sensory perception of taste. The coding region runs from base 1 to 1227 and encodes 408 amino acids. Lineage: Eukaryota; Metazoa; Arthropoda; Insecta; Diptera; Drosophilidae. The record is from RefSeq and is a predicted model, not a curated record.
AUGACAUCGCCGGAUGAGCGCAAGAGUUUCUGGGAGCGGCACGAGUUCAAGUUCUAUCGGUACGGCCAUGUGUACGCCCUGAUCUACGGACAGGUGGUGAUCGACUACGUGCCCCAAAGGGCGCUGAAACGUGGCGUUAAGGUGCUACUCAUUGCCUAUGGUCACCUCUUUAGCCUGCUGCUGAUUGUGGUGUUGCCCGGAUACUUCUGCUAUCACUUUCGCACCCUAACUGAUACCCUGGAUCGGCGUUUGCAGUUGUUGUUCUAUGUGAGCUUUGCCAACACGGCCAUCAAGUACGCCACCGUGAUUGUGACCUAUGUGGCCAAUACCGUGCACUUUGAGGCCAUCAAUAAGGGGUGCGCCAUGCAGCGGAGGCAUCUGGAGGAUGUGUUCAGGAAUGCGCCACAGGAGCCCAAGCGACCGUUCGAGUUCUUCAUGUACUUCAAGUUCUGCCUGAUCAACCUGAUGAUGAUGAUCCAGGUGUGCGGCAUAUUUGCCCAGUACGGCGAAGGGGGCAAGGGCUCGGUUAGCCAGGUGCGCGUCCACUUUGCGAUCUACGCCUUUGUGCUGUGGAACUACACGGAGAACAUGGCGGACUACUGCUACUGGAUCAAUGGAUCGGUGCUGAAGUACUACAGGCAGUUCAAUCUGCAGUUGGGUUCGCUUAGGGAUGAGAUGGACGGACUGAGGCCCGGUGGCAUGCUGCUCCAUCACUGCUGUGAGCUGAGCGAUCGCCUGGAGGAGCUGAGGAGGAGCUGCCGGGAUAUCUACGACCUGCAGCGCGAUAGCUUCCGCAUGCACCAGUUCCAGCUGAUCGGACUCAUGCUGAGCACGCUCAUCAACAACCUGACCAACUUGUACACCCUGUUCCACAUGCUGGCCAAGCAGUCGCUGGAGGAGGUCAGCUAUCCGGUGGUUGUGGGCUCCGUCUACGCCACCGGCUUCUACAUAGACACCUAUAUUGUGACCCUGGUCAAUGAGCACAUCAAACUGGAGCUGGAGGCGGUGGCCCUGACCAUGCGGCGAUUCGCGGAGCCACGGGCCAUGGAUGAGCGGCUGACCAGGGAGAUAGAACACCUUUCGCUGGAGCUGCUCCACUACCAGCCGCCCAUGCUGUGUGGACUCCUGCACCUGGAUCGCCGAUUGAUGUACCUGAUUGGUGUCACCGCCUUUUCCUACUUCAUAACCCUAGUGCAGUUCGAUCUCUAUCUGCGCAAGAAGUCCUAGUUUAUGUUCCCAAGGAGCGAACAAGAGAAUCCGAAUUUAAAAUAAAUGUUUAGCUCUGUUUCUCUGUUUAUUUAACUAAUGGCGGCGGU